AUGAAUUUCGUAGUGCAGUUUUCGAAAUUUAGGCCCAUGAAACGCGAUGUGUCGCUGAAAGCGCAGAUAAAUGAACGCGUUGCCAACGAAAGCAUGAGACUUAUGCGUGUAGGGUGUGUACGGCAUCACCUUCUAUUGCCUCCCAACGUACUCCGACGCCCACAAGCAGACGGAAAACCACCAUGUAUUACGAUUCUAUGUAGGCGCAAAAUCUCGAUUAUUGUGUCAGUUUUAGCUGUGUUGCAAUUGCGCGCGGGGCAGCCUUCGGCUCAAGGGGCAGGUAACGCGGGUUGUCGGCGUUUCCUUCGUCUUGCCUGCCCAAGUUACUACUGCCCUCAGACGGCGCAUCACUUCGUGUAUAUGGACCGCCCCGAAACAACGCCUGUAACAUCGACAUGUGCCUACCCUUUAAUGGCUCAUCACAAACUCGAUUUCUAA
Molecule: messenger RNA, 438 nt
Organism: Babesia ovata
Lineage: Eukaryota; Apicomplexa; Aconoidasida; Piroplasmida; Babesiidae
Product: RNA-dependent RNA polymerase, putative
Exons: 2
Coding region: 1-438 (145 amino acids)
Source: RefSeq, a predicted model, not a curated record